AUGUCCGCUCUCUUCAACUUUCAAUCACUGCUCUUGGUGAUCCUGCUCAUUAUCUGCACGAGUACUUAUGCGCACUCGAUAAUGCCGGGUAUCAUGGACCGGAACCAGAAUGGGCUAUUCGGGAUAUUCUGGAAAUGCGCUCGAGUAGGAGAACGUCUGAGCCCAUAUGUCAGCAUAUGCUGCUUCCUGAUGGCUUGCUCGAUCUUCUUUGGUGGUUAA
Molecule: messenger RNA, 219 nt
Organism: Penicillium brasilianum
Lineage: Eukaryota; Fungi; Ascomycota; Eurotiomycetes; Eurotiales; Aspergillaceae
Source: the annotation of a GenBank genome assembly